Molecule: messenger RNA, 782 nt
Organism: Rhagoletis zephyria (snowberry fruit fly)
Lineage: Eukaryota; Metazoa; Arthropoda; Insecta; Diptera; Tephritidae
Product: ecdysone-induced protein 75B, isoforms C/D-like
Source: RefSeq, a predicted model, not a curated record
AUGGUUAUGUCUGCUGACAGUUCUGACUGUCAUGUUAGCAGCGAAAGUGCAAGUGCGCGAUUGUCGUCUUCCACAUCGGAGCAAUUAGUGUCAUCCGUUCGAGAUGCGAUCGAUUGUCAACUUAUGCUAAAUUGUGGCAGAGGAGGUGAAAAUAAAUCCGCACUCAAUCAUAUCUUCCGCAUCACCAGCUUCGAGUACUACACCGGAUCUGACAUUGUAGUUGGGCGAUCACAUUUAGAAAAUGCUUUAAAAAUGCCACCAAACACUAGUGCUUCCACUUACUAUCAGCAAACAAAAGUAUUACCAAGGUCAUCGCAUGUUGUUCCACUUCGAAGUUCCCAACCAAACGACAACAACUUUAACGGACAUUCACCUAUACAUUCAAAUAACUUUUUCAUCGACUGCGUGGAUGGAGCGCAGAUGCCUUCAACGAAGUCUACUACUACCAGCGAACCAACAUUAACAGCAUUUCUACUGUCGACAGUGCAGCCAAGAAUGAUGAAUACAACGGAAUUUAUGCCAUCUACUAUGUCAAAUGAGAAUUAUUCACAAAACAUUUCAUAUCAACCAUGCAAUGUUAACACCACCACCCACGGACACGUUUAUCAACAAAAUAUGUGUGGAGUUAAUAAUGUGUCCCGAGAAGUAACAGAAUCGAGACCGCAGACACCUGAUUACAUAAAAUCUUACCCAGUUAUGGAUACAACAGUGGCGAGCUCAGUAAAAGGAGAACCCGAAUUGAAUAUUGGUAAAUAUCGCUUAUUACAUCUGUUUAGCCUUAG